AUGGAUUCAAGUGCCUCUGUUGUCUUGUCCUCUCCAUGCGCAAAGCUUCCAAACCUUGAAGGAAACCAUGGCAAUAUCGAAAAGGGAGGCGUUGCUCCUUUUAUUGACUCAGCUUUCCUUCAAAAACAAUCCCAAGUGCCCACUGGUUUCGUUUGGCCUGAGGCAGACUUGGUUUCUGCUCAUCAAGAGCUCAAUGAACCACUGGUGGAUCUUGAGGGUUUCUUCAAGGGUGAUGUUGUGGCAACUGAGAAUGCUGCCAAGGCCAUUAGGUCAUCUUGCGUGAGCCAUGGUUUUUUCCAAGUGAUCAACCAUGGGGUCGAUCUAAAUCUCAUCAAACUCGCUGAUGAUCAUUUGGAUAAAUUCUUCAAGCUUCCUGUAGAGGAGAAAGCAAAGGUAAAGAGGUGUCCUGGUAGCCCUUAUGGCUAUUCGGGUUCCCAUGCUGAUCGAUUUUCGGCCAAAUUGCCAUGGAAGGAAACUCUUUCUUUUGCUUUCCAUCAAGGUCCAAACCCAGUUGUGGCCGAUUUCUGCAAAUCCAAACUAGGCAAAGAUUUCGAAGAAACAGGGAGGGUCUACCAAAAGUAUUGUGAAGCAAUGCACAAUUUGGCUCUUUCAGUUACGGAGCUCCUGGCAAUUAGUUUGAAAGUGGAUCGAAUGCACUACAGAGAGUUCUUUGAAGAUGCUCACUCUAUCCUGAGGUGCAACUUCUAUCCAACUUGCCAAGAGCCAAGUCUUUCUCUUGGAACGGGACCUCAUUGUGAUCCAAUAUCCCUCACCAUUCUUUACCAAGACCAGGUUAGAGGGCUUGAUGUGUUUGUCAACAACCUAUGGCAGACGGUUCGACCUAUUCAAGGUGCCCUAGUCAUCAACAUUGGCGAUACCUUCUCGGCAUUAACGAAUGGCAUGUACAAGAGUUGCUUGCACAGGGCCGUCGUGAACAGCCAGAAGGAGAGGAGGUCAAUGGCAUUCUUUCUGUGCCCAAGAGAUGACAAGGUGGUGAAGCCCCCAGAGGAUCUUCUGUGCAUCGAGGGGAUGACAAGAAAGUUCCCGGAUUUCACAUGGUCAGAUUUUCUCCGAUUCACUCAAUAUAACUACAGGCCUGACGAAACUACCCUCCAAAAGUUCAGCAACUGGCUACUUGCUGCUGAUAAUAACAAACAUCUCUAGGAGGAGCUCUUGCUAUAGCUACUAGCUAGCAUGGAGAUGGAGUGCACCGCAGUUGGUUCUCUAAGCUUUUUUUAUUUUUAUUUUCUGAUCUAUUGCAGUUCUUGAGGGCUUGACCCACACAUUUAUCAAAUCCUAG
Messenger RNA from Prunus dulcis (almond), 1300 nucleotides. Its product is annotated as gibberellin 20 oxidase 2-like. The record is from RefSeq and is a predicted model, not a curated record. NCBI's taxonomy places the organism in Eukaryota, Viridiplantae, Streptophyta, Magnoliopsida, Rosales, Rosaceae. Gene Ontology annotation, molecular function: gibberellin 20-oxidase activity. The transcript has 3 exons. The coding region runs from base 1 to 1164 and encodes 387 amino acids. Gene Ontology annotation, biological process: unidimensional cell growth; gibberellin biosynthetic process; response to light stimulus.